AUGAGUAAAGCAGCUGAAACGAUAAUGCUACGACAGCAAGGCAUUCCAUACUUCUUCAAGAAUUCGAUUACUGCGACGCUUGAAGGAAACCGGUCAAGCGUUCAAGUGUCGGAAGUAGCACUGCCAGUGUGCAAUACGGUAAAUUUGGGUCUAUUACGACUACUUCACCAACCACGUCCUAAAUCUCCCCCAUCAUCUGCGGAAGCUCCGUCCUCCCCACGCGCAAACGCCUGCGCCGGUCCUUGCCACCGACAGAACACGGUCCCUUCACACCCCGCAUCAUGUUGGAUACUUCUGGGAAGGCGCAUGGGGAAGUAUAUCUUGAUAAUGGUUCGAUGCGAAGAGUACGAAAGGAAAGGGAUGGUGCUUAUAGAUGCCGCAAGAGCGGUAGUGGAUGCAUGCAUACGACUGUAUGAACGGUUCGCGUGCAGUGUGAGGGAUGUGAGAAUGGCGAAGUUGGUUGCUCUUGGACUUGGGAAGAAGCCUUGGGAUGUUGUUUUGGAUGGCGGUUGA
Suillus bovinus is the source of this 513-nucleotide messenger RNA. RefSeq lists its product as uncharacterized. The transcript has 4 exons. NCBI's taxonomy places the organism in Eukaryota, Fungi, Basidiomycota, Agaricomycetes, Boletales, Suillaceae. The coding region runs from base 1 to 513 and encodes 170 amino acids. The record is from RefSeq and is a predicted model, not a curated record.